This is a messenger RNA of Fusarium vanettenii 77-13-4, 1413 nucleotides long. RefSeq lists its product as uncharacterized. NCBI's taxonomy places the organism in Eukaryota, Fungi, Ascomycota, Sordariomycetes, Hypocreales, Nectriaceae. The record is from RefSeq and is a predicted model, not a curated record. Gene Ontology annotation, biological process: transmembrane transport. Bases 1 to 1413 code for a protein of 470 amino acids. Gene Ontology annotation, cellular component: membrane. Gene Ontology annotation, molecular function: transmembrane transporter activity. The transcript has 4 exons.
AUGGCGAACGUGGAUAACAAGGACGAAUCCGAAUACCCGCCUAUCGAUGAGGCUUGGAGGGCCAGAGAAAAACGCCUUGUUCGAAAGCUCGACAUGACACUCAUGCCUAUGGUCUGGGUCCUGUAUCUGUUCAACUACCUCGACCGAAACAAUAUUGCACAAGCCAAGUUGGAUUCAUUCGAGGAUGACCUCGGUCUCAAAGGAAAUCAGUUCAACAUUGCUGUUUCCAUUCUCAACGUCGGGUACAUGCUCGGUCAACUGCCCAGCAACAUGAUCCUCACUCGCGUCAGACCCUCGCUUUUCAUGCCAUUUUGGAUCUGCGCCUGGUCCUGCAUCUCUGCGGCUACGGCGGCUACCCAUAACUUCUCUGGGCUCAUUGCCGUGCGGUUCUUCCUUGGGGUCUGCGAAGCACCCUUCUUUCCCGGUGCCUUCUACCUGCUCUCCUGCUGGUAUACGAAGAAGGAGCUUGCUCUCCGUACAGCAGUCUUAUACUCUGGCCUUGUUUUAGCGACUGCCUUCUCUGGCUUGUUGGCUGCGGGCAUCUUUGCUGGCCUCUCUGGCGCCCGGGGUCUCAGUGGAUGGCGUUGGCUAUUUCUGCUUGAAGGCGUUGCUACCUUUGUCAUCGGUGUCCUGGCCAUCUUUAUCCUGCCGGACUUUCCAUCUUCCAAGUCUGGCUCGGCUACUUGGCUGCUUACUGACGACGAGCGGCAAUUGGCUGUGGAGAGAAUUGCUCGUGAUCAGGUUUCCAACCAGGAGUCAAACAGAUCCAUCUGGCACGGGCUGAGGACCGCAGCCAUGGACUUUCGCGUCUGGGUCUUUGCUUUCAUACUCUGCAGCAAUCAUACCGCGUACGGCUUCAACAACUUCUACCCUACUAUUGUCAAAGGCUUCGGCCUAGGCAGUCGAACAAUCACUCUCCUUUGUACAUGCCCUCCCUACUUUGUAGGGGCAAUCGUCUCCUUUGCUGUCGCUUACUCGAGCGAUGUCCGAGGUGAGCGCGGCUGGCAUAUCAGCGCCCCAAUGGGAGUAGCCAUCGUUGGCUUCAUCAUCUCGGUCUCGGCCCUCAAUUUGCCCGUUCGGUAUUUCGCAUCGUUCCUAUACAUUUCGGGAUGCUUCGCCGCCAAUGCAAUCGUGUACAGUUGGGCUGCAUCAUCUACGAGCCAGACCCCGGAGAAGAGAGCCUGUGCUACCGCGAUCAUCAACUUGACUGGUCAAUUCGGUAACAUCUGGAGUCCUUAUUUCUUUUUACCCCAUGAGUCACCCAGGUAUACUACAGCUAUGAUACUCAUGAUUGCAUUCUCCGGGGCCAGUAUUGUAGGCUGCUGUUUUAUGAAAUGGGUGUUGCGUCGGGAUAACAGGAAGCUGCUUGAUAGCUGGACGAGACCUGGUUCCCCAAACUUGUACACCCUCUGA